CUCACACUUCUUCAUAACUCACAGCUCGUCCUGAAAACCUGUUUCACUUGUUUUAGUGAAAUGGUCUGAUGAAACGGCUUGUUUUUUAUCUAGUUUCCUCAGUUUGUUUUCAUGUAUGUGGUGAAGCGGGACGCAUCGAAUGGAUCUGAGACCCUGAGAGAUCUGAAGUGAAAGAAAUCCCAGAGCUGCUGUUCAACACGACAGUUCAGAGGAAACAGAACGAUCUGAGCUGUGGAUCGGUGAAGGACGAUGGCAUCUGUGAAAGAUCUGCUUGAUAAAUCACUGAAUGAACUGGUACAAGCUGAACUGAGGAAGUUUCAGUGGCAUUUAGUGAAUGAUCAUGAGUGUAUAUCAAAGUCUGAAAUGGAGAAUGCAGAUAGGUUAGACACACUGGAUAAGAUGGUAGCACGUUUUGGACCAGAAGAAGCUGUGAAGAUCACCGUGAAGAUCCUGAGGAAGAUGAACCACAAUAAUCAGGCUGAGCAGCUAGAGAACAAACACAAACAAGCUCAGGCUGAGGGCAGUAUUGAGGAUCCUGCACUUGCGGGAGUCAGUUCAAAACCGCUGGAGGGCUCAGCUGCAGAGGACAGUAAAGCUGCUCUUCAUAAGAUCAGCCUCAGAUUGAAGGACAAAUUAAAACAGGAGUGUGAACGAAUAUUGGUUGGUAAUUCUCAGAGGGGUCGUCAGAAAUACCUGAACGAUAUUUACAUUGAUCUAUAUGUGGUGGAGAAUGAGACUGGAGGAAUGGUGAGUGAACACGAGGUGAGACAGAUCGAAUUCAAACUAUUUGAUGCCAAGGACACACCAAUCCAGUGCAAUAACAUUUUUAAAGUCCAUAACGGUCGACAAAACAAAAAAGUGUUGACGAUGGGCAUCGCAGGGGUAGGAAAAACAGUCUCUGUCAAUAAAUUCAUCCUUGACUGGGCUGAAGGAAAAGACAAUCAGGAUAUUGCCUUAAUUUUCCCUUUUCCAUUCCGUAGCCUGAAUUUGAUUAAAGAAGAGUACAGUCUCAUAGGACUUCUUAACAAAUACUUCUUUAGUAGUCCUGAAGAACUGCCCUCUCUUCCUGAUGGUGACGGUAAAAUCAUGUUCAUCUUCGAUGGGCUGGAUGAAUGUCGCUUCUCUUUGAACUUUAAAAAGAAUGACGGAUUUACAGAUGUUCACAAAGAGACAAGAGUGAGUAAGAUAGUUACAAGCCUGAUCAAGAAACAAAUGGUUCCUUCUGCUCUCAUUUGGAUCACAUCCAGACCAGCAGCAGCCAGUCUGAUACCCCGAAACUACAUUGAUCAGGUGACAGAGGUGCGAGGAUUCAACGAUGAGCAGAAAGAGCAAUACUUCAUCAAAAACAGCAGUCCUGAGGUUGCUGGAAACAUCAUCCGUCAUAUCAGGAAAUCCAGGAGCCUGUACAUCAUGUGCCACAUCCCCGUCUUCUGUUGGAUCUCUCUCACUGUUCUUCAGCCUCUACUGGCUCGAAAGAGCAAUGACAAAACACCCACAACUCUCACAGGGAUGUACACAAACUUCUUACUUACUCAGCAGCAACAGAUGACAGAAAAAUACCGUGAUGACUCUGAACCUAAAGCCAAUUCCAGGUCUUUUGAUGAGAUUAUUCUGAAGCUUGGGAAACUGGCCUUUCAACAGCUGGAGAAAGGAAAUCUGAUUUUCUACAAAGAAGAUCUUGAGGAAUGUGGACUAGAUGUCAGUGAAGGGUCGGUGUUCUCUGGGUUAUGCACUCAGAUCUUUCAGGAGGAAAAAGCUGUUUCAGCAAGAAACGUUUACAGCUUUGUUCAUCUCAGCAUCCAGGAAUUCCUCGCUGCUCUCUAUGUGUUUUUGAUUAGCAAAGAUGAGAAAGCAAAGCUACUUUUUCAAUCCCUGAGAAAAAAACUGAGAUGGAAACUGUCCAGAAAGACACAGUUUCAGCUUCAUAAGGGUGCGAUCAACAAGGCUUUACAAAGCGAGAACGGACACCUGGACCUUUUCCUCCGGUUCCUCCUGGGUCUCUCUCUGGAGUCCAAUCAGAGUGACCUGAAGGAAUUAGUGCCAGGACUGAAACUCAAAACAGAGAAUAUGAAAAACACUGCUGACUAUAUCAAAAAGAAAAUAGAGAUGGAGGAAUCUGUGGAGAGGACCAUCAAUCUCUUCCACUGUCUGAGUGAACUGAAAGAUGAUUUUGUGGAGGAAAUUCAGAAAAACCUGAGCUCAGGAAAUCUUUCAGCACAGAAUCUCUCCUCUGCUCAGUGGUCUGGUCUGGUGUUUGUGCUCCUGAUGUCAGAAGAGACUCAAGAGAAGUUUGAACUGCAGAAAUACAGAAGAUCUGAUGAAGCAGUGAUAAGACUCCUGCCAGUGAUCAAAAACACAAAAAAAGCACUGCUACAGUGCUGUAAUCUCACUGCUCAGUGUUGUGAGAGUUUGUCAUCAGUUUUACAGUCCUCAAACUCCUUCCUGAGAGACCUGGACCUGAGUAACAAUGAUCUACAGGAUUCGGGAGUAAAGCUUCUUUCUGAGGGGCUAAAAAGUCCAAACUGUCAGCUGGAGAUAAUGAGAUUUUCCAUAUGUAAUCUCACUGCUCAGUGUUGUGAGAGUUUGUCAUCAGUUCUACAAUCCUCAAACUCCUUCCUGAGAGACCUGGACCUGAGUAACAAUGACCUACAGGAUUCAGGAGUGAGGCUUCUUUCUGAUGGACUAAAAAGUCCAAACUGUCAGCUGGAGAUACUGAGAUUUUCCAUAUGUAAUCUCACUGCUCAGUGUUGUGAGAGUUUGUCAUCAGUUCUACAAUCAUCAAACUCCUUCCUGAGAGAGCUGGACCUGAGUAACAAUGACCUACAGGAUUCAGGAGUGAAGCUUCUUUCUGAUGGGCUGAAGAGUCCAAACUGUCAGCUCGAGAUACUGAGAUUGUCUGGCUGUAUGGUGACAGAGGAAGGCUGUGGUUAUGUAUCUUCAGCUCUGAGUUCGAACCCCUCACACCUGAAAGAGCUGGAUCUGAGCUACAAUCACCCAGGAGAUUCUGGAGUCAAGCUACUCACUGAUACACUCAACCAUCAAAACUACAGACUGGAUAAACUCAAUGUGGAUCAUGGGGGAGAAUUCAGGAUAACAGCAGGACUACACAAAUAUUCCCAUCGGCUCACUGCGGAUCUGAACACAGUGAAUAAAGACCUCCAUCUGUCUGAGAGGAACACACUGAUUACUAACACUGACACACCAGAGUCGUAUCCUGAUCAUCCAGACAGAUUUGAUCAUCAUCUUCAGGUGUUGUGUAGAGAGAGUGUGUGUGAUCGACGCUGUUACUGGGAGAUUGAGUGGAGUGGACGUGCUGUGUGUAUAUCAGUGUCAUAUAAGAGCAUCAGCAGGAAGGGAGAGAGUGAAGAGUGUUUGUUUGGAUUUAAUGAUCAGUCCUGGAGUUUGAUCUGCUCUCCUGACAGUUACUCAUUCAGAUACAAUUACAUAAAGACUGUUCUCCCUGUAAAGCCCAUCAUCAGCAGAACAGUGAAUGAGAAGAAUUACUAUAGAGUAGGAGUGAAUAAGAAGAAUUACUAUAGAGUAGGAGUGUAUGUGGAUCACAGUGCAGGAACUCUGUCCUUCUACAGCGUCUCUGGAGACACAAUGAUCCUCAUCCACACAGUCCAGACCACAUUCACUCAACCACUCUAUCCUGGGUUUUGGGUUUAUUAUGGAGCAUCAGUGAAACUGUUCUAGAGUCUCUUCAUGACAACACUGAAAUAUCAGGACACAAUAAAUGUGUGUUAAUGACUCAGAGUCACAUGAUGAAGUGAAUGUUGAAAUAUUGUAAUAAAUGUUGAACUCAUGUAUAUUGUGUCAUGUGGUGUCGUUAUGAGGAGCAGGAGUGACACUUACAGAUUUAGAUCCACUAACCCACUGAAAAAUAACAUCAACAAUCAAUUCAUCAAUUUAAUCAUUCAAACACAAAUGGACAUUUUUACACGCAUCAAUAAAUACACACAUUU
Messenger RNA from Megalobrama amblycephala (Wuchang bream), 3965 nucleotides. RefSeq names its product NACHT, LRR and PYD domains-containing protein 3-like. The transcript has 11 exons. The coding region runs from base 250 to 3696 and encodes 1148 amino acids. Gene Ontology annotation, molecular function: protein binding. NCBI's taxonomy places the organism in Eukaryota, Metazoa, Chordata, Actinopteri, Cypriniformes, Xenocyprididae. The record is from RefSeq and is a predicted model, not a curated record.